Messenger RNA from Rangifer tarandus platyrhynchus (Svalbard reindeer), 303 nucleotides. NCBI's taxonomy places the organism in Eukaryota, Metazoa, Chordata, Mammalia, Artiodactyla, Cervidae. The record is from the annotation of a GenBank genome assembly.
AUGCGCCUGGAGACGGGGCCCCAGCUGCCGCUGUCGGAGCCCUCCGCGACCGCCGUAUUUGUGGGGCGGGCGGAGCCUGUCUGCAGCCUCUGCCCGCCCUGUGCUCUCACAGCCAGUGGUGGUCCGGUAACCACACCUAAGAACCUGCUAGUCAGGCGGCUGGAAACCUGUCCUGAGAAGGCGGCUGUUGUGGACGCUGAGGUUUUUAGAUUUUGUGCCAGGAUUAAGAUGGAAGUUUUUGAAUUAUCCAGCUUCAUCAGUUCUGUUUUCACCUCACUUUUCUCUGGACGUUCAUGGGAAUGA